Molecule: messenger RNA, 708 nt
Organism: Macrobrachium nipponense
Lineage: Eukaryota; Metazoa; Arthropoda; Malacostraca; Decapoda; Palaemonidae
Product: RNA-binding protein 25-like
Exons: 1
Coding region: 1-708 (235 amino acids)
Source: RefSeq, a predicted model, not a curated record
AUGUCUUCCAUCGCGGAAUUAACAGCUCUCGGCAAAGAGCUUGGUUAUGAAGGCGAAGACCUUAGAAGAUUUGUAAGUGAUGAACAAAGUGCUUUAAGGGAUAUUAGAAAUAAGGAACGAGAAUUAGAACGUGAAAAACUAGAAGCUGCUCGUGAGGAAAGAGAAAGGGAACGCCAGGAGAAAGAAAAGGAGCGUGAAUAUGACCGUGAAAAAAGUGAGAGAGAUAGAGCUCAUGAGAUUCGUUUGUAUGAUAUGCAAGAAUCUUUGCAAAAACAGGAGAUUGAGAAAUUGAAACUGCAAAAAGAAAUCAAGGACUCGCCAGUUAAUACCGAAGGUUCCGACACUGAAGGUAACCAGGUAAGAGUAAAAGUUAAAGGUCCUUCUAUUCCUGAUUUUGAUGAAAACAAAGAUGAUAUUGAUGCAUAUCUUAGGAGGUUUGAAGUUCUUGCUAGUGCAGCCAAGUGGCCUAAAGGGGAUUGGGCUAUAAUUCUAAGUUCACAUUUAAAGGGUGCAGCUUUGGAAGUUUACGUUAGACUUUCACCUGAGGAUGCUUUGGAUUAUAAUAAGGUUUCUGAAUCACUUAUGAAAAGAUUUGAUUGUACUGAGGAAGGUUUCAGAGUAAAGUUUCGGUCAGUUAAACCUCAGAAGAAUGAGCUAGUUGAACAGUUUGUGUCUAGGUUAAGAUAUCUCUUGAAGAGGUGGAUUUGA